AUGCUCGCCACCUCUUCACCUCUUGCAGUCAUGGUUCUCCAAGUCCUCUUCACUCGUACUCGAUUCAAUUUCCCGACGUACGUGUCCAUAACAAUAGUCACUAUUGGGCUGAUAUUGUGUUCCUUGCGAGAAAUGAACUUCCACAUUCUGGGCGUCGUCUUCAGCAUCGCCUCCACGCUACUUCGCGGGGGCAAAACUAUUCUCCAGAAGAGGCUGCUCUCUUCUGAAGAUCAGGCCACAGGGAAAGAAGGUUCACAAGUGGUACCCACGAUCAGCUCCGUUGCCCUGUUGAAUCUCAUGGCGCCACAGGUGAGCCUCUCUGGUGCUCUUGCGAGAUGCUAUCCUUCCUCUAAGUGCCUCGCCAUCCUAUUCGUGGCCUCCUGUUCAAUGGAAGGGCACUUGUGGAUUCUAUUCAACUGCCUUAACGCUUGUCUCCUCAACCUCUCUAACUUCAUCACUGCUUCUUUCGUAUCUCCCCUCACCCUUCAGCUGCUCGGCAACGUCAAGACCGUCCUUGGUAUCUUCAUCUCGGCGCUGAUAUUCGGUAACGCAGUGACACCCGCACAGGCCGCGGGCUGUGGCGCGGCUGUUGGUGGGGUCUACGUCUACCAGAGGUGGAAGGGCUCCCGAUGGUUGAUAAUCACGUUGUUGCACCUGUAG
Molecule: messenger RNA, 660 nt
Organism: Perkinsus marinus ATCC 50983
Lineage: Eukaryota; Perkinsozoa; Perkinsida; Perkinsidae
Exons: 5
Coding region: 1-660 (219 amino acids)
Cellular component (GO): Golgi apparatus
Molecular function (GO): antiporter activity
Source: RefSeq, a predicted model, not a curated record